AUGGUGGAGAAGAAGGUUUUGGCUUUGGUUAUGUUUGUUAUGGCUUAUGGUUUGGCCAUAACAAGUUGGAGUGAAGGUCAAAUGCCUGCUACAUGUGAUGAGUAUAAUCCAAUGUUUCUCCCUUGUGUGCCUUAUUUGGUUAAUCCAGACUUUUCCGCUCCAACGUCAAGAUGUUGUGCUGGAGCUUCUCGACAGCUUACAAAAGGAAACAAUCCCGCAGCCUUGAAAAAACUUUGCACUUGUCUGGAUGCCUCUACAGCUAAUUUAGGAUUUUUCCCUCAAAAGCUAAUACAACUCCCAAAAAUGUGCACUAUCAAGCUUUCAUUUUCUAUUGAAAAGUGUGUAUAUGGUUAA
This is a messenger RNA of Vigna radiata var. radiata (mung bean), 354 nucleotides long. RefSeq names its product non-specific lipid-transfer protein A-like. The record is from RefSeq and is a predicted model, not a curated record. The coding region runs from base 1 to 354 and encodes 117 amino acids. Gene Ontology annotation, molecular function: lipid binding. Lineage: Eukaryota; Viridiplantae; Streptophyta; Magnoliopsida; Fabales; Fabaceae. Gene Ontology annotation, biological process: lipid transport. Gene Ontology annotation, cellular component: membrane. The transcript has a single exon.